UAGAAGCAGACAGCGAGACAGAGAAAGGUGCGUCCGACGUGUGGCUGCAGUUUAGAUGGGUGGAGUGUUCCCGUGUUUAGGGAGAUUCUUUUUAGUUUUUCUAAUGCGACAGGUUGCUGCAGUUCAAAAUGAAAUCGACAGUUGCAUACGGAAAUAACUAAUGUAGUAAAAUAUAAAGGGUAAUGAACCAGCAAUACUAGCUAAGAAUUGAACAGGACAUAACUUCUUGAAAGAUGGAUUCAGUUUCAGAUCCAGUUUGUAUAAAUGGAGAGGAGAAUGACGAGGAACGGACUGAGCCUGCUAAUGAAGAGUUGGAUGAAGACAUUUUCAGUUAUCUGUCUAACGAAGAGCAAGAAUGUCUAAAAUACCUAAUGGACACCAUUGAUUCCUUGGAAGCUGAUAUGGUGGCAGACGAUCAAGAAGAAAGGACAGGAGGAGCACAGGAAACAGAAACGCUAACAGACAAUGCGGAUGAUAGGGAUGGUGGUCCGAACAUAGAACCAGAACAAGAGGAGGUCACCCCCGCUGCUGAGGAACCCCAAAACCCAAAUCCAGUCACAGCAGAUCACAAUCACCAACUUGAAAUGCCAACAUCUGCCCCGCUGGAUAUACCAGCUAUCCGUCCGCAAACCCUGGUCUCUCCACGACUGGCCCGAUCCUCCAGCCACCAGCCUGCUCACGUGCGCAAGUUUGACACCAUCUUGAGAUCAGGAGUUAGCGUCCAGGAGCUGCGGGCUCAGGUUCUGGCUCGGUUUGGUGGCACCUGCACGGAUGAAUCAUCAAACCUUCGCGAGGGUCCGCGAUCCCCCACUUCUUUAUUUCCAGAAGGUUCAGACUUCAAUAGCCCAAGGGUCGAUGCUCUUCAGAAACUGGGGUUCCUUAAAACUCCAGAAGAGGCACCAACACCCCCAGGGUCUCCUAGGGAGCAGAAGUACUCUCAGUCGCCCCCAGAUACGACCAUGUCAAGCCCUCAAAUGUCAUCCACCAUUGAGGAUAAAGACCAUCAGGAAGCCUUAAAGAAACUGGGACUUUUGCGGCUCUAACUCAGGCAAAGUUGACUUGAUGUAACUCGGAUCUCUCUCUGAGAUUUUUUUUAUCUAAAGCAACUAUGCAAUAGCUCUCUGCAAUACCUGUGAGUACUAUGCAGUAGUACUCACGGGUAUGCACAACGUCUCACCACUUGGACCACUUGGGGUUAAUAUGGGCGUUUUAUAUUUAUUUAAUGUAUUUAUAAAAGCAGAUCCGUAAAUUCAGAAAAUGCAGUAACAACUAACAGAAUGUGUAAAAUAAUAAUAAUAAUAAUAAUAAUAAUAAUAAUAAUAAUAAUAAUAAUAAUAAUAAUGUAUAAUAAUAAUAAUGUUUGUGCCCAUUGAUUAACACAUGUUUUACAAAGUGUUUAUGUCAAUGAAUUCACAACCCCAAAUUUAACAAAAAACACAAAUCAUUUAUUUAUUUAUUUUUAAAUAAUUUAUUCAAGAGUAACUUGUUAAGGGUGUGACAUAUCUAAUGUAUUAUUCUUGUAUCAUUCAGUCAUCACAUCUUUUAAAACUGGUAGGUGACUAAUUAAGGGUUAUUUAAUUGUGAAGCAUGUGAUUUUAGAUGGACAGAAGUGCAGUUGCGUUUGAAAUCUAAGAACAUUUCAAUUACAUUUUAGAACAUUAAUAAAAAAAAAAAAAAUUCAAAGUUGUUUUAAAAUUGCGCACCCACAUUAUCAAAUACAUGUUGUUUUUUGUUGCUUUGUUUUGUUUUUUAAGUGGAGACCAGUCAACCCAUUCAGCUAUUUUUACCUCAACUAUAAUCUCAGAUUAGUCUACCCCAAUACUGCACUUUGGCCUAGACCUCGGCCUCAACCUCAGCCUAAUGUCUUUGAGGUGUUGACUUUAAAUUUGGUCCUCAGCUGUAUAUCCACACUCAACACCUUUUAAAGAGAGCAUAGUCACAUUCAAGCGACUGCGUUUUAUUUAGUAAAAAGAACAUUUUCUACUGUAAUUUACUUUUGCAGCAUUUACAUUGCUGCAUACAAUGGUAAGAUUUGCUUACCUCACCAUCAUAUUUGCCUACUAAAUUGAAUUCCCCUGAUUCUUUUAGCUAGUACAAUAGCUCAGACCAGCAGUUUAGGAAGCCAUUUAUUUAGUUAUAUAAAUCACCAAAAUUACAUUUCCGAGAGGGUUUUAAAUUGCCUGUACUCUUUUGUAAGGCUAACCAAGUUUUGAAAUGAGUUCAGACUUAUCCCAGUUGAACUCUGAAUUGUAAAUGAAAAAUGUCCUUUUUUCAUUCUACCCAGUUUCGUAUGUGAAAUAUGCAGAGUGCCAUACACAUUUAUAUGUAUAUAUAAAAAAAUCAAACAAUGUGUUGUUUAGGGAUAGUUUAACAUUAGAUACAUUAGUGCCAUCUGCUGGAAGGCAGUGGUUAAUACAGCAUCAUUAUAUAACCUACUUUUAUUUGGAACAGGAUGAAGAACCAUUUUAUACAAAAAAACAGGGCCAUAUUCUGUAUGUGUAUAUAUUCUGAAUAUUGUUUAAUACAAAUAUAGUGUACAUGCUACCCUUAAAAUCAAAAAGUGAGCAGACUGUGAUAAAAUGUAUCUUGAAAGCAAAACAGCCUUGUUCUGGCUAUUGCAAUAUUUACAGGGCUCAACAUUAGGAAGACAUAGGAUAUAGUGCAGCCAUGAUGGCAGUGCUUUGACCUGCAAGUCUGCAGAGGGUUUGCAUUGUGACCAUUUUUCAAUGAUUUCUUCAGGGGAGUUAGGCACAGAAAUCUGCAGUGCAAUCCCAGCAGCAAUGUGAAAGGUACUUCUGCAGCGACAGAAAAUACAACAAAAAUACAAAUGUGUGGGUUUGUGCUCUCAAGCAGGAAACACAGUAUUCUGUUUUUUCUUGUGCUGACGACAGUACGUAUAAAAAGACACAACGGGAAACAUUUAUCAAGGUAUUUCUGAAACUGACCCAGCUGUUAAUGUUGCAAAAGUAGUAUUCUUCUGACUUUUGCAACAGCACUUAAAUUUUAUUUCACAAAACAUGUUGCAAAUCGAUCAAUCUGUAAGUGUAAUAAAAGGCAUUAAUACUACCAUUGUGGAUGAAUUCGUUUUAUGAGCUAAUAUU
Acipenser ruthenus (sterlet) is the source of this 3101-nucleotide messenger RNA. RefSeq names its product proline and serine-rich protein 2-like. Bases 234 to 1043 code for a protein of 269 amino acids. The record is from RefSeq and is a predicted model, not a curated record. Lineage: Eukaryota; Metazoa; Chordata; Actinopteri; Acipenseriformes; Acipenseridae. The transcript is spliced from 5 exons.